AUGUCUGCCGAAGGAGCCGAGAUCCAGGAGGCGCAGGUCCCUCCCCAGGAUCCUCAGGUCCCCCAGGAAGGUCAGGAGGGCCAGAAAGUAGUCGACGAUGAGGUAGGAUCCGGCACUGGGCUAUUCGCGAAGAGCUCUGACGCACAUGCGGGAGCUGAUUCUUCUGUGGCUACCACCAUUAUCCCCUUGCAAAAUGGCAUAGCUAACAUUUUUCCUGAACAGGAGGAGAUUGCCGCCAUGAAGGCCCGGGUCGCCGAGAUGGAGAACGAAGCUUCCAAGCUGAAGGAGAUGCAGCAGACGCUCGAUGCGGAGACUGAGGGCCUGCAGGAGAACAAGGAAGACAUUGAUGCUCGCAGUGUCUUCGUCGGCAAUGUCGACUACGGCGCUUCACCGGAAGAGAUCCAGGCGCAUUUCCAGAGCUGCGGCUCCAUCAACCGUGUUACGAUCCUGCUUGACAAGUUCACCGGCUCGCCGAAGGGCUAUGCCUACGUCGAAUUUUCCGAGCCGAGUCUCGUCGCCAACGCCCUUGUCCUGAAUGAAAGUGUCUUCCGCGGCCGCAACCUGAAAGUUACCCCCAAGCGAACCAACCUGCCCGGCAUGACCCGUGGACGCGGUCGAGGCGGAUACCGCGGUGGUCGUGGCCGUGGUGGUUUCCGCGGUAGCUACCGUGGUGGAUAUCGAGGUCGUGGCCGUGGUUAUGCUCCUUACUAG
Penicillium argentinense is the source of this 711-nucleotide messenger RNA. RefSeq names its product polyadenylate-binding protein. The record is from RefSeq and is a predicted model, not a curated record. Bases 1 to 711 code for a protein of 236 amino acids. Lineage: Eukaryota; Fungi; Ascomycota; Eurotiomycetes; Eurotiales; Aspergillaceae. The transcript is spliced from 3 exons. Gene Ontology annotation, molecular function: RNA binding.